Molecule: messenger RNA, 354 nt
Organism: Diatraea saccharalis (sugarcane borer)
Lineage: Eukaryota; Metazoa; Arthropoda; Insecta; Lepidoptera; Crambidae
Source: the annotation of a GenBank genome assembly
AUGCACGCCCUCUACCAUUUAUCCACCCCGCGACAGCGACGCGGGCGCACGUUCCUGGUUUUUGGCGCCAACCCGGUCCGUGAGACCGGUGGUCACCAACGAAAUUUUAUGGAAUCUCAUAGAGAUUUGGCAGUCGGUCGCAUCCGCUCCAAAAAAGCUCGAGCUGUAGCGAGCCGUUUGUGGUCGCAAUGUGCGGAAAGAUUGAAUUCGGAAGGUACUAUAAGAAGUCCCAAGGAAUGGUCAAGGAGGGGUCCAUUGGAGGUGGAAGUGUCAUCGGAGGUGGAAGUACCAUUAGAGGUGGAAGUACCAUUGGAGAUAGAAGUACCAGAUGACUUCAUACUAGUACCACAAUAA